AUGUCGCCGGAUGCUGUUAAACCCCGCCGUACGCUUGCGGGUCCGAUCUUCCGCGUUCGGACGGGCUGCUUAACCUGUCGCGGUCGGAAGAAGAAAUGUGACGAGACGAAGCCGCGUUGCCGCGGCUGUGAGCGAAAUAAGCUGGAAUGUCAAUGGCCGUUGACGGGGUCCAGUAGUGGCGCGUCGCGUUCAGCUCGCGAGCCCUCGGUCUCACAAGACAAAGCAUCUCACACCGCCAGACAACCCGCGGCUCGUUCAACGGCGUCUCCGGAAAGCUCGACCGGAGCAUCACAGAGUCCGCAAGCCGUUCGAGACUCCUCGCUUGGCCUCGAGCCGUUCAACUUUGCAUCGCAGCCCACAUCAUCCGAGUCCCCCGCUGCUACCACGAUUGCCUCGAGUCCGGGACCAAGCUCUCAGCCAACUAGAACCAUUCCUGCGCCCCCCGUCACAGUAACCCCAAUCACCGCGGCCGCGGGUCAUCAUAUUCAAGAUGCAGGGGUCUCUUACCAGUUCGAUACAUCAGAUGACGCAUCAAUCGCAGGCUUGGUAUGCAACGAGCCACUGUCCUUCUCAACGAUUGAGGGCGAUGACCUCGACGACGAUGAGACGGCCGAUCAGAUGUUGUGCUCACCACUCCGGAGAGCCUCGGAUGCGAGCAGUUUCAUGAGCAGGGGGAUGAGUCUGCUCGGCGGGAACCACGACGAGAACGCCCUGGAGCUGCUGAGCCAUUACCUGAGCGCGACGACAAUAAGUAUGGCCAACGGAUCAACGUUGGAAAACCCCUUUUCCGUGCAACUGAUACCGCUGGCCUUCGGCAGCGACCUUGUGCUUCAACUGCUCCUCACCCAGAGUGCCGUCCACAGGGCUGCCAAAUCUUUGGUUUCCGCAGACAGGGUCGCCACAAAAUAUUAUAACCAGUCACUGCGACUCUUCCAGCACAACAUCUCCACGUUCAUGGGCGGGCAAAACGGCGAAGAAACGUUGAUAUUAGGUAUCGGAGCUUUGAUUCUAUGCCUUGUCGAGACGGCCAAGGGCGAUGUGAACGGCACUAUUCUCGACCACCUGAUGGCAGCGCAAUCUCUCAUCCUCCCUUUCUUGUCAGCAAACAGUACGCUUCUCCACAAGUCGCUCAAAGACUUUCUGACCGAAUACUAUCUUUACACGGCAACGGUCAGCAUGAUAUCCAUUGACGCGCGUCUAAGCGACCAACUCUUCCUUAGUAACGACCUGUUGCUUCUUGCGACAGAGCUCGUUGCGUCCUCGUACAUUGGUAGCCUAACUGGCUGCUGGCUAGACCUGAUACUCCUGAUCCCAUCCGUCUUCGAUAUGGGCCGGCGCAUGAUGGGUCAUGCGGGAAACUCCGACUGGCAGCCCUCGGCCGACGACUUUAUCCUCUUUGCUCAGCUCCUGGGCCAGAUACAGAACUGGCAGCCCAACCCGACAGUAAGCGAAAACGUAGCCCUGGCGGGGUACAUAUACCAGAAGGCUAUUCUCUUAUACCUUCACACGGCAUUACACCCUCUUUCUCAACACAAUGACAGUCUGCAUUCGGUGGCCGUACAGUCCGCCCUCAGCGGGGCUCUAUCGCACCUCGCGCAACUGGACCCGAGCGUCCGCAUCAACACAAGCCUAUGCUGGCCCAUCACCAUCAUCGGCUCUUGCGUAACGGACAAGGGGCAGCAAGCGUUCCUGCAUGAGAGGCUGGGCCAUAUGUUUGCGACCAUUGGCCUGGGUAACAUUCGCCAGACCUCUGUGCUGCUGCAGCACGUCUGGGACCACAAUGAAGUGACACCGGCGGACGUCGGCGCAGGGCCGUGGAACGUCUGUCGUGUGAUGAACGAGAAACAAGUAUGGAUAUCCUUUGCAUGA
This is a messenger RNA of Colletotrichum navitas, 1869 nucleotides long. RefSeq names its product fungal-specific transcription factor domain-containing protein. The record is from RefSeq and is a predicted model, not a curated record. Gene Ontology annotation, cellular component: nucleus. Gene Ontology annotation, biological process: positive regulation of transcription by RNA polymerase II. The transcript has 2 exons. Lineage: Eukaryota; Fungi; Ascomycota; Sordariomycetes; Glomerellales; Glomerellaceae. The coding region runs from base 1 to 1869 and encodes 622 amino acids. Gene Ontology annotation, molecular function: DNA-binding transcription factor activity, RNA polymerase II-specific; zinc ion binding; transcription cis-regulatory region binding.